AUGAGGACGGCAGCCUUCCUCAUCCUUGGCCUGCAGAUUAUUGCAAUCCUGACUGUCCGCCCGAGAACCAAGCCUGUGCCUAAGAGGAUGCCCACCGGCCGUUUCGCUGCACCCUUCACAGAGUUCCCGUUUGUCCUGUUGCUGCUGGGCGUCUUGGUCCUAACCUUUGGCAUAUUCAUCCCUCUCGACUAUCUGGCUGUGCAGGGUUUUCAGGAGGCACACAUGUUGGAGGAGAUGGCGCAAUACUUGGUAUCCAUCUUUAAUGCCGCAAGUCUCUUCGGCCGUCUGGGUGCCGGUUACGGUGCAGAUCGAAUUGGUAGAUGGAACAUGUUUAUUAUCGCCUGUACUGUUUCUGGAAUCUCUGAGUUCGCUGUCUGGAUCCCCGCCAAGCACUUGUCCAUCGUUGUCGGAUUUGCCAUCAUGUUCGGCUUUGCGUCAGGAGCCUUUAUCGGGCUUUCCGGCGCCCUUCCCAUCUCGGUGUCCCCCCCGCCGGAGAUGGGCUACCGGCUGGGCGUAGUCUUCCUCGCUGCCUCGAUCCCCGCCCUCACCAUGGCGCCCAUCGGGGGAGCCAUUCUGCAGAAUUCGGCCAACGGCUGGCUGGACGUGAAGAUAUUUGGCGGCUUCAUGUGCCUCGCUGGGUCGGCGAUUGUUCUACUAUCGAGGUGGCUCUAUACCGAGAAGAGAUUUUUCAAGAUUUUCUAA
Molecule: messenger RNA, 702 nt
Organism: Aspergillus viridinutans
Lineage: Eukaryota; Fungi; Ascomycota; Eurotiomycetes; Eurotiales; Aspergillaceae
Exons: 2
Coding region: 1-702 (233 amino acids)
Biological process (GO): transmembrane transport
Cellular component (GO): fungal-type vacuole membrane
Molecular function (GO): transmembrane transporter activity
Source: RefSeq, a predicted model, not a curated record